Adineta ricciae is the source of this 1131-nucleotide messenger RNA. Lineage: Eukaryota; Metazoa; Rotifera; Eurotatoria; Adinetida; Adinetidae. The record is from the annotation of a GenBank genome assembly.
AUGUCAGUAAUAACAUCAAAGCGUUUGAAACCACCACUUCAUCCAUUGGAAAAACGUAUACCGCGCAAUCCAAAAUACGAAAAUGUUCAAUCAACGCUUGACACAGGGGAUAGUUUGACAAAAUUCAUCAAACGCAAUGAAGAAUCACGUGCUUCGAGCAAGCAACAAGCAGGCGAAAUAUUCAAACGGAUGAAAAUAUCAACACUUGUUCAAUUGAUCGUUCAAGUCGCCGAAAUCAAUGCACUUGAAACACCGAAACCGACGGAUACGGAUCCAAUUGCAUCCGAUCGUACAUUAACUGAUUUCGAUCGACCUCAAACGCAAGACAGUCAGAUGAGUGUUGAAACCCAACGAUCAACAUUACAAAGUGUUAUUCGUGGUGUUGGGGAAAUGGAUGUAAAUAGAAAUUAUCAAAGUCGUGCUUCUACUACACCUAUCACGCCUAAGACUCCAAUGAGUGAACAGAUGAAUUUAGAGUAUGAUGAACGGCCGUAUUUAAUCGUUGAUCUUCGUGACAAAGACGAAUUUCGUGCAAACCAUAUUGUCUCGGCCCAUCAUUAUCCAGCUGCAAUGCUUUCACGUUGCUCAAAUAACGAAUCAAGAGAAUUGCUUCUCUACAAAAAUCACAAGGGCAAAAUUAUCGUCUUGUACGAUGAAGAUGAACGAAUUGCUCCGCAAGCUGCAACAGUGAUGAUGGAACGUGGCUACAAUAACAUCUUCUUGCUUUCAGGAGGUUUGAAAUAUGCUGUUCAAAAAUUUUCUCGUGGCCUUUUGACUGGCACUUGUCCACAAUCAUGGACAGUACCAAGCACAUCACGAACGUCUUCCGCGAAAUCAAAGCGUCCACAAUCAACAGGCAGUACUCGUCAAGAAGCUCCUGUUGGUCAAUCACUUGCAAGUACCAUACAACCAGCUCGAGGUCCAAUGAUUACAUUUGACGCACGCGAACAAUUCACGCAAAAUGAUAUUGAAGACCUAAACCAACAGUUAGAAAAAAUCUUAUUACCACAGGAUAAUAGUUCACGUUUGUCACGUCCAUUGACAUCCGUUUCCAAACAAAGUUCACGUAUGUCAGUUGCUUCUGAACGUUCAAAUCUAAGCAGUGCUUCGGAGAAGCCGUGGAAACCGUAG